AUGGACGGACCCAAGCGCUUCCGCGGGGCGACGGGGCAGAAGCAAGCAGCGCUGGAGACGCCGAUGAUGGGGGCGCGGGGGAAGACUCCGCGCGCGACGACGGCCAACGCCCGACGAAGCCACUGCAUCACGGUGAUCGCCGAGGGCCGGAACCGCGAGGUCGCGCUCUGCUGCCUCGACCUCCACAUGCCCCAUGAGAUGCUCGUAUCCAGCAUGGUCGACUCGAGGAGCUUUGUGGAGACGAUCUCGCUCCUUGAGAGCUACCAGCCCGUGGAAAUCCUCAUGGUGGACGCGGGGACUCCGCGACAACUCCAUCUCGAGGUGAAGAAGCGCUUCAAGAACUCAACGACCCGGAUCGUUGCGAUCGCACGCAAGUACUACGAUCAGUCGAAAGGGGCCGAAGAUCUCAAGCGCGUCGCCGUCAACGCGUUCGACACGAGCCUUCUCAAGAAUCACGUCGUCAUGGGCGCAGUGGCGUGCUUGAUGAAGUACAUCGAGUUCAUACAAGGCGUCUAUAUCGCGCAAAAGACCAUCAAGGUCGUGCUCACGAUGGCAAGCCCAGUGCUCCUCAUGGACUAUGCGACAAUCGCGGCCCUGGAAAUCACACGCGGAGCGCGCAACGGCUCAAUCCAGCACUCGCUGGUUGCCAAAAUUGACAAUACGCGUACGUCCAUUGGUCGACGCUUGCUGCGCCAAACGAUCUUGCGUCCAAGCUGCGCACUGGAGACCAUCCAAGCACGCCAAGACGUCGUCGAUGUCUUCCUCAACUACCCUUCACUCUUUUUCGACGUUCUGGAAAUUCUACCAGACUUCGCCGAUCUCGACAAAAUGCUGUCGCAGCUGGUGAUGGUGCCAAAAGUGAUUACGGCGCGAACAUCCCAGCAAGGCGUCAUCAAUGUUGUCGCUCUCAAGAGCACGCUGGAGUUGUUACCCCAGCUCCACGAGUGCCUCUCGAAUGCUACAAGCCACAUGGACGAGCCAGUCAAGCUCCUUCAGAGCAUUAUUGUCAGCCUGCAAUGCGACGAAUUUAUCGCGAUCCAGGAGAGCAUCGACCGAGUGAUCGACCCAAACUCGCAAUGGAACCGAUCCGUGCGGCACAUGAAGAUCAAUGGCAGUCUUGCCGUCAAAGCGGGCAUUGACGGCAAACUUGACGUCGCUCGGGCAACCUACCUCAGCACGAUCGACAGCAUCAACGAACGAGUGGAGGAGUACCAAGAUCGCUUCGGAAUUGCCAUCAAGCUCCACUUCAGCGUCGGCCGGGGCUACCACUUGCUCAUUCCCAACGCAACGGGUCAAAUUCAGCAAAUGCAUGACCCCGCCUCGCGAAAUUCCGUGGUUUUAAUUGCUAUUGUAGCCUUGGCGUGCACCACAAAAGACAUCAGCUCGCUCAAUUCUCGCACAAAGGAGUGCAUGAACGACAUCUACCAGCUGUCCUACGGUGUCAUCAACGCACUUCUGGACGAGAUCCGGCCAUUCGUGUGUAAUUUGUACGCGAUGGUCGAAAGCGUCGCGUUGCUUGACAUGCUACUCAGGUUCAAACGUACCCUUUUUCUGUCGGUUCAACGACACGACUCCUACCGGUAUUUAGACUGCCGCCCACAAAUGUGUCCGGACGGCAAUUUAGUCAUCAAGAAGGGGCGGCAUCCGCUUAUUGAGCAAGUCGUCCAGGAUCGUCCAUUUGUCCCCAACGACGUCCCAUGCGCUUCAUGUAGUGUAUUGCUAGUCAUUACGGGUCCCAACUGCUCUGGCAAGUCAACGUAUCUCAAGACAACGGCCAUCAUCACGCUUUUGGCUCACAUGGGCUGCUUCGUACCUGCGACGGAAGCCCGCAUCCCGCUUCGGACACGCAUCUUCACGCGCUUUGGCACCUCGGACGAUAUGGAAGAAAACGCGAGCACGUUCACAGUCGAAAUGCUGGAGCUGGCCUUCAUCUUGGACAACCUUACGGCGCGGUCCUUGAUCCUCAUGGACGAGCUUGGCCGUGGCACUUCGAACGAAGAAGGACUCGCCAUCGCCUGGAGCGCAUGCGAGACGCUGAUGCAAACCAAAGCGUACACGUGCUUUGCAACCCACUUCCACGGCCUGCGCGAGCUCUCUACAAUGUAUGCCAACUGCCGCAACUUUCAUUUGCAAGCCACCAAUACCUCGACGAACCUGCUCGACUUCAAGUACAAGCUGAGCGACGGUCCGUCCGAUCGCAGCCAUGGCUACGGCAUCCAAAUGGCCAAGAUUUGCGGGAUCCCAGCCUCGACGGUGCGUGAUGCCGAGGCUCUUCAAGAAACCAUGCUCUCGACCCAAGACGUCGACAUGAACCUCGUCGUCGAUCACCGCAACAAGAACCUCAACAACAAAUUGCUGCAUCGCCUCAUGGCGCUCCGUGAUUCUAAGUUGGACGACGGCGUGUUGCGCCGCCGACUGCAGCACCUGCGCGAGCAAUUUAUCGACGACUAA
Messenger RNA from Saprolegnia parasitica CBS 223.65, 2451 nucleotides. RefSeq lists its product as hypothetical. The record is from RefSeq and is a predicted model, not a curated record. Gene Ontology annotation, molecular function: mismatched DNA binding; ATP-dependent DNA damage sensor activity; ATP binding. The transcript is spliced from 17 exons. Gene Ontology annotation, cellular component: nucleus. The coding region runs from base 1 to 2451 and encodes 816 amino acids. Gene Ontology annotation, biological process: reciprocal meiotic recombination; mismatch repair. Lineage: Eukaryota; Oomycota; Saprolegniomycetes; Saprolegniales; Saprolegniaceae.